Messenger RNA from Brettanomyces nanus, 3690 nucleotides. RefSeq lists its product as uncharacterized. Gene Ontology annotation, cellular component: cohesin complex; nucleus; chromosome. Gene Ontology annotation, molecular function: DNA binding; protein binding; ATP hydrolysis activity. Lineage: Eukaryota; Fungi; Ascomycota; Pichiomycetes; Pichiales; Pichiaceae. Gene Ontology annotation, biological process: sister chromatid cohesion. The record is from RefSeq and is a predicted model, not a curated record. Bases 1 to 3690 code for a protein of 1229 amino acids. The transcript has a single exon.
AUGGGUAGACUAGUCGGACUGGAAUUGUGCAACUUCAAAUCGUACAGAGGUAUUGCCUCUGUCGGCUUUGGUACGGCAGAUUUCACCUCUAUCAUAGGCCCAAACGGGUCAGGUAAAUCCAAUAUGAUGGACGCAAUUUCGUUUGUUUUAGGAGUCAGAUCUUCACACUUGCGAUCAACCCAAUUGAAAGAUUUGAUUUACAGGGGAAGAAACCCCAACAAGGAUGAAGCCCUUGACAUUGACGAUCCCUCCUCGGCGUAUGUUAUGGCUAUCUACGAGAAAAGUGACGGUGUGAUCUUGAAACUUAAAAGAGUUAUUACACCAAAUGGGUCUAGUGAAUACAAAAUUAACAACAAACAGGUUACUGCGACUCAAUACGCAGAAGUUUUGAGGAAGGAGAACAUUCUUAUCAAGGCCAAGAAUUUUCUUGUCUUCCAGGGUGAUGUUGAGAAGAUUGCAUCACAGUCAUCUGAGACGUUGGCUACUUUAAUUGAAACAAUUAGUGGCUCGAUUGACUUAAAGAAGGAUUAUGAUAUACUUUCCGAUGAAAAGGAGAAAGCCCACGAUGAAACAGCUUUAAGAAACAGCAAAAGAAGAACUCUGAAGGAAGAGCUUAAUCAGUAUAAGAGACAAUGCCGUGAAGUUGAAGAGUUUGAUCACAAGACUGAAAGACUUUCAAAUACCAUAGAGGCAAAGUAUUUGUCGAAGCUCUAUUUCAAUGACCUGGCGGUUAAAGAGGCACAAAAGUGUUUGAAGAAGGAGAAGAAAGAGGCAAAAAAAGUGAAAUUAGAGAUCAAUAAGAAAGAAGAGGAGCUUCGUGAAUUUAUUCGUACAGAAUCUGAUGGACAUACUGGUUAUCGUGAUUUGGAGUCUAAAAUUGAGAGGGACAGAGAUCUUGUGGCCCAGAGGAAAAUGGCAUUGAUCCCUAUUGGAGCUGAGACGCGUCAAAUCAGCAAGAAACUUGACGCAUACAACAAGCGGAUGAAAACAUUAGAAGAAGAAAGAGAAAGACAGGCUAGUACUAUUGACGAGACUCAAUCUCAGCUUCGUAAAAUCGAAAAAGCGUUUGAGAAUUACGAGAGGAAGGUCAACAAGGAGGCCGAAGAGGCAGGCAGUUUUUCGAUAGAUUCUGUUGUCAUUAACGAAUAUAAGGAACUCAGAGAGAAAUUUUUAAUGAAGGGAGGCCACAUUGAAUCGAAACUCGCUGAUCUAACGGAUGAGAAAGAAUCAUUAAUUGCACGUAAAGAGGAUUAUGAUGUUAAGAUGAAACUGAUUGAAGCCAGGCUUGAUGAGUUGGAACUGAGUAAAUCAGAAUUGAAGGCGAAGCACGAGGAUGCCAGAUCGAAGAUCAACAGCAUUAGCACUUCGAUUACUGCUAAGAAGCAUCAAUUGAAUUCUUUGCGUGCUUCCCGAGAUGCAAUUAACCAAGAAGAAUUUGAAACCAAUACUGCUUUGAAGAAAACACUUUUGAAACUUCAUGAGUUUGGCUCUUUACAGAGAGAAAACUCUCGUGAGAAGCGUCUCCGGGAGAAUUGUGCAGCUUUGAAGAGACUCUUUUCUGGAGUCCAUGGCCUAUUGAGUGAUAUCUGUCGUCCGAAGCAGCGCAAGUACGAGACCGCAGUUUCUACCGUGAUGGGUCGCAACAUGGACGCAAUCGUCGUUACAAGCAUAUCCGUGGCUGCUGAAUGUAUUGAAUACUUGAAAGAACAGCGUACAGGUUCAGCAUCUUUCAUACCAUUGGAUACGAUUAAUGCCAAACUUGUUAACCAGCAGUACAGAAGUAUUGCUUCUACGGUUCGUCCAGCUAUAGAUGUUGUGGAGUAUGAUUCAGAGUAUGAGAGAGCAGUUCAAUUUGCCUGUGGAGAUUCGCUUAUUUGCGACAAUCUUGAUAUAGCUAAGGCUGUGAGGUGGGAGAAAAACAUUUUGGUUAAGGUGGUCACCUUGGACGGUACCAUCAUUCAUAAAUCAAACAUCAUGACUGGUGGUCAAAUAAGAAGGUCCACCGAUCGUUGGGAUAAAGCAGAAAUGAACUCGUUGCUUUCUCAAAAGGAGGAUAUGAAGGCCAAGCUCGAUGAAUUAGAUAAGAAGAAGCCAAGUGAGUUACUUGACAAAGCUCUUUUGAACGACUUGGAUAGAUUGGAGAACGAACUUCCUAGUUUACAGGAUUCAAAACAGGUAUUACACCGUGCUAUCAACGAUGCCGAUGCUGAGAUUCGCAAUCAGCAUAGACUAUCCAGAGAAUUGGAGGCUGAAAUUGAUAGACUUGAGGAAGAAAUUAUGAAGCCGUUGGAGGAAAGAAUUCAACAGACUGAAGUUGAGCUUCAUUUAGUUCAGGAUACCGUUUUCAAUGGUUUCUGCGAGAAGCAUGGUUUUGAAAGUAUUACCAGGUUUGAUGAGAAGUAUGGUUACAGAUCUUGGGAAAGUUCUAAAGAGAGUGGUAAGUUCCAGAAAGAAAUACAGAGACUACAAAACAGGCUAAAAUUCGAACAGGAACGACUGGAGGACUAUGAUGACCGAAUUCUCAAACUUAAACAGGACCAGAAGAAGUUUGCCGAGAGUUCGACAGAGAUGCAGCAAAAGAAAGAAAAACUUGAGUUUGAUAUUGACCACUUAGAAGGUGAGCUAGAAGUUUGCCAAGAAGAGUACGAUGAGUUACAAGGCAAACUUAAGGAAACUUCGGAGGAGUCCGAUGAAUUGAAAUCUACUAUUCACGAUUUGAAAUUGGAACUCAAAGAUGUUAGCAAGAAGAUCGCAAAUGCUGAAGAGGCAUUGGUAAAAAUACGGAUGGAUAAACUCGGAAUUCUUCGGAAUUGUAAAAUGGAGAAUGUGGAGAUUCCACUCUCAUCGGGCUCUCUAGAAGAUAUUCCGCUAGAAGAGAACGACGGGGAAAAUGAAGAUGAAGAUGAAGAUAAGGAAGAAAGACUUCAAUCCGUAUUGAAUGAAGUUCGGGCUGACUGCAGUGGAUUGGACAAAAAAUACAAAUCAGGAACAGCCGAAGCAAAGGCUAAAGAGAUUGAAGAGGAAAUUGAAAACCUUAAGAAUGAACUUGCUGAAAUGAAUCCAAAUAUGAAUGCUAGAGAAAGACUUGACGAAGCCCAGGAAAGAUUGAACGAAGCGGAUACAGAGUUCUCUGCUUGCAAGGAGCACGAGCGAGAAGCCGUGUCCAAGUACGAAGAAAUCAAAAAGAAGCGGUAUGAUAUUUUCAUGCAGGCGUUUGACCAUAUAACGAACCAAAUCGAUCCUGUCUAUAAAGAACUCACCAAAUCAAGAGUUUCUCCAUUGGGUGGAUCUGCUUACUUGACUUUGGAAGACGAGGAUGAGCCAUAUCUUGCGGGUAUAAGAUAUCAUGCCAUGCCACCGAUGAAACGAUUCAGGGACAUGGACCUACUCUCCGGUGGAGAAAAAACGGUGGCUGCUCUAGCUCUUCUUUUUGCAGUUCACUCUUUCCGGCCUUCUCCGUUCUUCGUGUUAGAUGAGGUCGAUGCCGCUUUGGAUAACGCCAAUGUUCACAGAGUAGCAAAUUACAUCAACGAGCAUGCAAGCCCAACCUUCCAGUUCAUAGUGAUCAGUUUAAAGAGCCAGCUAUUCGAGAGGAGUGACGCAUUGGUUGGUAUCUACAGAGAACAAAGUCUUGGCGCUUCCAAGACUUUGACGCUUGACCUGAGAAAGUAUCUGGAUGAAGUAGCUUAA